Messenger RNA from Eriocheir sinensis (Chinese mitten crab), 2428 nucleotides. Its product is annotated as gastrula zinc finger protein xLCGF3.1-like. Lineage: Eukaryota; Metazoa; Arthropoda; Malacostraca; Decapoda; Varunidae. The record is from RefSeq and is a predicted model, not a curated record. The coding region runs from base 866 to 1882 and encodes 338 amino acids. Gene Ontology annotation, cellular component: nucleus. Gene Ontology annotation, biological process: regulation of transcription by RNA polymerase II. Gene Ontology annotation, molecular function: DNA-binding transcription activator activity, RNA polymerase II-specific; RNA polymerase II cis-regulatory region sequence-specific DNA binding. The transcript has 3 exons.
AAUGGGAAAAAAUAUGUACUAAAUCAGAAGAGGAAAACAGGAAAAUCUGAAUCUAGGUACACAGAAAAAAUAAAGAAUCAAGAAGGACCUAAGAAGAUGUGCAAAGAGGAGAUUUGAUUGAUUGAUAGUUUAUUGUUGCAGAUAAACAAGAGGAGAAGGGAAAAGAAGAAAACAGGGAAAUAAAAUAAAGAAAUGGGAAAAUAGGUCAAUCGGAAAGGAUAAAAUAGGAAAGUCUGAAUAUAGGGAGACAGAAAAGUGAAACAAUCAAGAAGGACCCAAGAAGCUAUAAAGGAAGGAGAAGAAGAAGAGGAGGAGGAAGCAAACAAGUCCCCUGUGACAUCAAGAUCAAGGUCGAGGUCCGCCGCGUGCCCUGAAGUGCCCUGGCAGUGUUUCUCGUGGAGGAGGAGGAGCCCCUCGGCGUGCAGGCCCCCAGGCACAUGACUUUGUGUCCCAAUGUCCACCACUGGUGUUAGUGUUGAAGUGAGGCAUCGAGACAGUUGCUGUGGUCAGUACUUGUUCCGUCCCUGCUGCCGCUGACUUCAGGACUCCUUGGUGCAUCCCUCGCCUUGCCUGCUCAAUUGGUCACUGAAUGUGGCUUUGAAGCAACCUCGCCGCCUUCUCCAGCAUCUCUGAGGUUCCUCAAGGCCAGCCAACUCCUCACAUCCAGAGUAGUGUUGCAGUGGAGGCUGCAAGGCAGGACAGCAGCUGGAGUGGCUGGGAUCAGCAGGAGCAGACUGCUACUGGUGUGAGGUUCAGGAGUGAUAAAAAACACCACCAACACAACCACCACCAACAACAACAACUGCUGGCCUCUUCAUCCACAAAGGGGGAAGUUUGAAUUUCAGAAGAGUGAGAAGAUCUGAGAAUGAGAGCAAGUUUACUGACCAAAGCCAAGAGUGUGAGAAAAGACAUGCAGGGAAGGAUGACCUCAACAAAUACACCCACACACUCUGGUGUAAGACCUCAUGAAAGUCGGGAGUGUGGCAAAAGGUUUAGUAAUAGGAGUAACCCCAAACAUCACACCCUUACACACACUGGUGCAAGAAACCAUGAGUGUGAAGUUUGUGGGAAAUGUUUCAGUCAGAAGGGUCACCUCAACACACACACCCUUACACACACCAGUGCAAGAAAUCAUGAGUGUGAAGUUUGUGGGAAAUGUUUCAGUCUGAAGGAUACCCUCAAGAAACACACCCUUACACACACUGGUGAAAGAAAUCAUGAGUGUGAAGUUUGUGGAAAAUGUUUCAGUCGGAAGGAUACUCUCAAAUUACACACUCUUACACACACUGGUGCAAGAAAUCAUGAGUGUGAAGUUUGUGGAAAAUGUUUCAGUCGGAAGGGUACCCUCAAAUUACACACUCUUACACACACUGGUGAAAGAAAUCAUGAGUGUGAAGUUUGUGGAAAAUGUUUCAGUCGGAAGGGUAACCUCAAAUUACACACUCUUACACACACUGGUGAAAGAAAUCAUGAGUGUGAAAUCUGUGGAAAAUGUUUCACUGAGAAGGGUACCCUCAAAUUACACACUCUUACACACACUGGUGAAAGAAAUCAUGAGUGUGAAAUCUGUGGAAAAUGUUUCACUGAGAAGGGUACCCUCAAGAAACACACCCUUACACACACUGGUGAAAAAAAUUAUAAGUGUGAAGUUUGUGGGAAAUGUUUCAGUCGGAAGGGUACCUUCAAAUUACACCUUGUUACACACACUGAUGCAAGAAGUCAUGAGUGUGAAGUUUGUGGGAAAAGGUUCAAACUGAAGAGUAUAUUGGACAGGCACGUCUUCAGACACUCUGGUCAUAAAGGGUUCAAGUGCGAUGUUUGUGGGAAACGUUUCAUGACUAAGGGUGAGAUUGUCAGGCACAUGAAGGUCCACUUCUCCUGAGGUGCUGUGCUGAUUCAGUUCUGCUGUGUGUGUGAGUGCAAGUGUUUGUUGUGGUGGUGUUACAGGGCUGUGUGUAGCACAGAGAACAGAAAAUAUUCAUCUGUUGGAACAAAUGGUGACUGUGACGGCAUGAUCUGUUAUUCACUUUCCACCCCAGGCUUCAUGUGGUUGGUGGGUCCUGUGAAAGGUCUGAUCUUUUUGGUGACUGUGCUGGGCUGGCUGUUGUGGCCUGGGCUUAUUGGUCAAGUGUGUGUGUGUUAAUAGUAAUAAUAUAGUGUAUUUGUUCUUACCAGCCGCUAAGCUAAAAAUGUACACAUUAUAAACACAUUGUAAAGAACAGUAGGUAGGGGUUCAGGGAUCUAACACAUCAGUGGGAGGUUGGAAUGAUAGUGGUGGGAGGGUUGAGUGCAGUGUGGUGGUGCCGGGGAGGGGGAGGACAUCCUCUUCCAGAUGGUGGCAAGGUGUUAGUCCCAAGGUGUGACAUUCAUGUAGGUGUGAAAGAGGGGUGACGAUAUGAUUGAGCACAUGCUACUUGAGUGAUGUAUA